GGAUGUUUCAUUUGGAUCUUGGUGCGCUAGUGCGUCGCUUAGUAUAUGCUGUAUUAUACUAGCGUCAAGGCAAGCGAGUCUGCCUCUUUCCAAUGUCUUUUUAAGCUCCCUUCCUUCCAAGAUCUAUUCCUUCAUAGUUUCUUCCAAGAUCAAGUUCAACACCUACUUCAACACCUACUUCAACACCUACUUCAACACCUACUUCAACACCUACUUCAACAGCAAUGUCAACACUAUAUCCAAUUUCAAGCCUUCUAUACGAUCCCAGAUAUAGUACCAGAAUUUCGCAACCCAAGCUUUAUGGUCGCACAAUUCCCUUCGGACCCUAUACUCCGGAGGAUCUAGAGAAAGCACGCCGCCAGUUUCCAGAGGAAAAGCUGGCAUCUAGGGCGCUAGAAAAGCUUGCUUACGCUAAUUGGUGUGGAAGUAGUAGCAACAAAUGGUUCUGGAAAAAUAACUACCGCUACACUUGCGGUGACGAUAUCAUCUACAAACAAGUAUGGGUGCCUAGAACCAAAGAAGUUCGUUGUCCAUACAAUUACAAAAAGUAUUUGGUUCCACUGGGUGGCCCUCCAACGCUCUCCCAAAUCGAUAUCCCAAAGCCACAUAGGCUAUCAAACCUACUCAAGCACCGGAGCGAAAUGGAAUGGAGCUUGCCUAGGGGUCAUCCCCGCCAUCUUUUGAAUUUCCCACAAGAAAUUCUAGAUUCUAUCUUUGGGUUCGCAUUGAUCACCAAAGAUCUCGCGGUUUUCCCCGAUGUCUCCACCUCGAACAAGGUGCAAAAGUACGAGGAUCCCAAAUUUCAUCAAAACUACACAUUAGGUGGAAGAGUGUGGGAGGACCAAGGUUACGUAAAUAUGAUUUGCCACGACGCUCUUGAUUUAAGUACGAUUAUUCAAGAGCAGCGAUAUGAUGCCCAGGGGAAAUACAUUGUUAUUCGGAGGGUUUUCCGCCCUGUAAUCGACGCGACACUUCUACGGGUCUGCCGGAGCAUUUGCGAUCAGGCAACUAAACUGUUAUAUGCAGGGAACGAGUUCCAGUUUUUGGCAACGAAGACCGGCAAGUUGGGUGCCCCAGAUUCGUUGUUUGAAGACAAAUUUUAUCCAAACUCUUCAUCAAUCAGGGACUUUUGUCAAGGAAGAGAUGAUCAAGAAGCCGUAGAUGUACGAGAAAGAGCCGCCCUUGAUGCUAUCAAUAUCAUCGAGAACAGAACACCGGUGCUAGAUCUGGACUGCGACAUGUAUCACGAUCUCUUCGUACGAUUUCUUCGUGCGAUUGGACCAAGCAAAUCUGCUAUGAUCAAGACUCUACAUUUUGGCGGAACUAUCAAGGCACACCACUGCUCUCAAGAAUCCAGCUGUGGAAAAGUUCGCAAGUAUUGCGAAGAUGACUUGAUCGAGAGUCUUCUGUUGUACAUUCCUCUCAUUAAGAGGUUUUGCACGAACUUACAAAAGUUGGUGAUCAACAUCAUGUCGAGAGACAGAGAUACCAGCGACAGCUUCAGGUCAGGUCCCACACAAUUUAAGCACGAUGAACGAGAACUCCAGUCUUAUGCACGACUGCAAGCUUUGCUGGAAACCCAGAUCAGAGGGUUAAGCACAGUUCAACAACUACAGAUUUACGAUGAAGACCACGAGAAAGUAGAUUGUGCGAGAGACACAGAAGCAUGGUUUUCUGAGAGAACUCGCCGUCGGGGACUCGAGGCACUUGAGCAGGCAAAGCUACAGAGCAGAAUGGAGGCGUUGGAUAUUGGUAAUGAAAAUGCCAGUAGCUCUGUCGAAACUUCUGUCUGAUAUUCCGGAAAGGUACCAAUAUCCCACAACUCUCAAUGGACAAGUCAUAAGGUCUGAUUCAAUAUCUAGAGAUCAGGGAUAUCAAGUAUUAUAUUGACGCACUAAAGGUGUUGAGUCCAUACAAAUGUGUCUUUUAAUAAAUGAAACAAUAUUCUACA
Messenger RNA from Botrytis cinerea B05.10, 1951 nucleotides. RefSeq lists its product as hypothetical. The record is from RefSeq and is a predicted model, not a curated record. The transcript is spliced from 3 exons. Lineage: Eukaryota; Fungi; Ascomycota; Leotiomycetes; Helotiales; Sclerotiniaceae. Bases 225 to 1793 code for a protein of 522 amino acids.